AUGGAGCAUCAGUACUACUUCAUCGAGGCCACGUGGCUGGAGGCGGCGGCAGCUGGCAUUUGCUCGCGCAAUGGAAUCAUCUUGAAGGAUGCCAUCGCCAAGGCGGAGAAGGGCAUACCAGUUCAGAUUAAAAACGACUCCGCCCUGACUAUGCACAGUCUCAUCCAAACGACCCACGCCUCGCUGGAGCAGGCCUGCGAGCGAUACUUACGCCAGAACGCGCGGAAUCUUCGUCUCACCCGAGCAAGCAAGCCAACACCUGCCGUGGAGGCCCUCAACGAGGCGGAGCGCGCGUCCUGCCGUGAGCUAGUGGUGCGCAUCGCUAUCACAGGUGCCCUGACACAAUACCAGCGCUGCACACGCAAGUGCAUCUUGCAGGACUCCAGCUCGUUCUCCCCGUCUUCGUCUCAUCCAGCUGUCUCUGCGAGCAAGACCGGGCAGGGCAACGGUGUGACGGACAAGCAGCUGGAGCGCAGUUUACAAACGACACUUUUGAAGGGGCUUCUGUACGCCUUCGAGUCCUUUCAGGAAUGCCACUCCAUGAACCGCGAUCACUAUCCACCACGCGUGGACAGUAACACUCCCGGCACAGUCGGCUGGGAUACCCUUGUGCUGCUCUACCUGGUUCACCGCAUUCCGCAAGUCGCCCGUCACGCGAGUGGCAGCGCCAUUGACGAUUGCAUAGGACAGGUGAUACGAACGUGGCGCAAGCUGUUGGUUGCACUUCAGUCUGUAGACGCCCAGGAAGCUCCCGAGCACUCGCGCCGUCGCGGGGCCCUCUCCCUCGUGAACGGUCUCCUCAUCAUUCUGUUUCAGCGCUACAACACUCACCAGUGUGCCGUACUCUUGGGUGCCGUGGAGCAUGCAGAAAAGGUUGCCGAGUCAUCGAAAGAGACGGCACGCUCCAUCUUACACCCUUCGCGGCACAUGGUGUCAGAGGUGGUCACCUAUCACUACUAUCAAGGCCGAAUGCGCCUGUACGAGCGGAAGCUCGACGAAGCCCACCGCAUUUUGCGGAUAGCUUACACGCUUUUGCCGCCCGCAGGAUUCGGCAAUGAGCCGCAGCGCCUCAACAAGGAGCGGGUGCGCUUCUUUCUCUCUGUGGCCGGUGUAGCGAAUGGGCGGCGCAUCCCCGCUGAGAUUCUGCGCGCCGACGAGGAUUUGCUCCCCCGCCUGUUCGGUUCGUUGACCGCGGCCAUUGAGCGAGGGGACCCAGUGUGCUUCUCCGCUGCUCUCGAUAGUCACGCCUCGACGUUCCAUCGCCGCGGUGUGUAUCUAAUUCUGCAGCAGGCAAAGAUUCUCUGCUAUCUCAUGGUGGUCGCCCGUGUGCACGCCGCCAUGGCGUCACUUUCUGACGUGGACAACAGCCGUAUCACAAUUCCAACGUUGCUGGCCGCGUACACCUACAUCACCAGUGAGGAGCCGCAAGAUGGGAAGUCGUCCGCAGCGUCGAAGAAACGCUCACGAGACGACGAGGCUGUGUCACCAGUCUCUGAGGCUCGCAUGGCGGAGAGCGUUAUGGAUGAAGACCGCAUGGCGCUCUGGAUUGCGAAACUUAUUGCACGAGGGUAUGUGCGUGGGUACUACUCGCACGAGCACAAGACGCUGGUGUUGUCCAAGAAGGUCCCGUUUCCCCUCUUACAAGAAGAGGUGUGA
This is a messenger RNA of Leishmania mexicana MHOM/GT/2001/U1103, 1656 nucleotides long. RefSeq lists its product as hypothetical. Lineage: Eukaryota; Euglenozoa; Kinetoplastea; Trypanosomatida; Trypanosomatidae. Gene Ontology annotation, biological process: poly(A)+ mRNA export from nucleus; transcription elongation by RNA polymerase II; post-transcriptional tethering of RNA polymerase II gene DNA at nuclear periphery. Gene Ontology annotation, cellular component: transcription export complex 2. Gene Ontology annotation, molecular function: double-stranded DNA binding; RNA binding. The coding region runs from base 1 to 1656 and encodes 551 amino acids. The transcript has a single exon. The record is from RefSeq and is a predicted model, not a curated record.